Molecule: messenger RNA, 2670 nt
Organism: Pyricularia grisea
Lineage: Eukaryota; Fungi; Ascomycota; Sordariomycetes; Magnaporthales; Pyriculariaceae
Exons: 3
Coding region: 1-2592 (863 amino acids)
Biological process (GO): telomere maintenance; DNA repair
Molecular function (GO): ATP hydrolysis activity; DNA helicase activity
Source: RefSeq, a predicted model, not a curated record
AUGCCGGCAAGCUCAGCGUUUGUUCUGCUACCGCCUCGAGGAUACGCGACGAUUUACGCUGCAACUCGUUGUGCACUCCAUAAAAAAGCCUUCUUACCCAAGGCCGGGCUACACAGAAUUUCAUCCCUCGCUAUGCUCUCCCGGGCAAACAGAGACUUCGAGGCCAAGCGACCCAGCGAUCCGGUAGCUCCAAAACCUCUACUUGCCCGGCAGUUGUUCCCAUCCAGCAGCCCUGUCCAACCUCAGCAGAGCGAGAAUGUUGUCGAACAGUUGAGGAGGGGCGUGCCUGCUCACCCCGUUGCUCUCUCGUCUCGAACACCCAACGUCCCUAACAAGACAAACCAACAAAGGACCUCUGGUAUCAAUGGGAUCGGGUCAGGAAACAGACAGUCGUUUGCCACACUAUGUCACAACACAGAGUCUUUUCGAGAGGAGCCACACAUUAUAAGCCUCUUGGACGACGAGAAUGGCGCGCAAAAGUCUCAGCCAACAAGCUCUGUGUUCAUAGCAGAUGGCGACUUGAGUGACGAUGACAAUCUAGACUUGGAUUUUGAGCAGCCAUCUGCCUUACCUACAGUUCCCGCCCAUACAGGUGUCUCGAGACAGACUGUAACGGCAACUGCUCAACCUAGUGCGGAUGCCCCUCCGCCUAGCAGUCUUCUGUCUUGGUCACAAUCUUCUCCGUCCCACUACGUGGCACCCCGCCUGCCCUCGCACGAUAUACAGUUGAAGCGGAAAUCAGAGGUUGUCGAUUCCGAGCCUCCGGUUCCAGUUGCGAAGAAGAGGUCUUUGCCGAAGAGCUGGGGACGCGCAACAAGCCCCUCGGGGGGAGAUAGAGCUGGGGUGUCUGGAUAUGCGACACCGGUCGUGAAGUCACAAUCGAGCAAGUUACCAUGGGACACAACUGCUAGUGCUGUCAAGGCACAGAAGAAACAGCUUCGAGACCAGCUUAAGAGGGCCCCAUCAACAGCAUCGCAUAUCUCAUUGGAUGAUAUUGAGAAUGUUGUCAAUGAUCAUGUGACUGCGACCACAAAAGCGACGAAAAAUUCGGCUGUAACACUCAGUAACGAACAGCGACAUGUCAAGGAUCUGGUCUGCUCACGCAGCCAGAGCGUCUUCUUCACUGGUCCUGCAGGUACGGGAAAGUCGGUGUUGAUGAGAGCAAUAAUCGAGGACCUAAAGAAAAAAUGGAAGAAAGACCCAGAUCGCCUGGCUGUUACCGCCUCGACUGGUCUGGCAGCAUGUAACAUCGGUGGCAUGACCCUGCACAGUUUUGCUGGCAUCGGUCUCGGAAAGGAAGAUGUAACGACACUGGUCAAAAAGAUCCGCAGGAACCCCAAAGCCAAGAACAGAUGGCUCAGGACAAAAGUCUUGAUCAUUGACGAAAUUUCCAUGGUUGACGGCGAUCUCUUCGACAAGCUAUCUCAAAUCGGGCGUAUUAUCCGCAACCACGGUAAAGCAUGGGGUGGUAUCCAGCUUGUCAUCACUGGCGAUUUCUUCCAGCUUCCGCCUGUUCCAGACGGUUCCGACAAGCGGGAUAUCAAGUUCGCGUUCGAAGCCGCAACUUGGAACACGUCCAUCGACCAUACCAUUGGCUUGACUGAAGUCUUCAGGCAAAAAGAUCCAGCCUUCGCCAACAUGCUCAACGAGAUGCGACUGGGAAAGAUCAGCGAAAAGACCGUGGCCAACUUCAAGAGUCUCGAGAGAGAACUUCGUUUUGACGAUGGCCUCGAAGUCACUGAGCUGUUUCCCACGCGAUCGGAGGUCGAAAGAUCAAACAAUCUGCGAUUAGCCGCUCUCAAAUCGAAGACCUAUCGAUACGAUGCUCAGGACUCGGGAGAUCCUAACUUCAGAGAUAAACUCCUGCAGAAUAUGAUGGCACCCCAGAAAUUGGAGCUGCGAAAGGGCGCGCAGGUGAUGCUCAUCAAAAACAUGGAUGAGACUCUAGUCAACGGAUCCCUUGGAACGGUCGUUGGCUUCAUGAGCGAAACAGCCGCCAGUAUUGGUGGCAUCAGCAGCCAUGGAGGAUUGGAUGGCGAAGAGGAACCAAUAAGCGAGGAUGUGCGGAAGAGGAUCAAGGCCUUCGGCCGGGAACUUGAAUCCAGCUCCACUGACAAUAAGGAGUAUCCCGUUGUUACUUUUCACGGCGCUGACGGCACACCAAGAUCUCUCCUCAUGGUGCCGGAAGAGUGGAAGUCGGAGUUGCCCACGGGCGAGGUGCAGGCCUCCCGGAAGCAGGUGCCCUUGAUUCUAGCAUGGGCACUAUCGAUCCACAAGGCGCAGGGUCAGACGCUUGAGCGAGUUAAAGUUGAUCUGGGCAAGAUCUUCGAGAAGGGCCAAGCUUACGUCGCACUGAGUCGAGCCACCAGCCAGGAGGGCCUACAGGUGUUGAAAUUCGACAAGAACAAGGUUAUGGCUCAUCCACGCGUUGUCCAGUUCUACAACAAGCUUUAUAGCGUAGAGACUGCCAUGAAGGCAGGCGGGACCAAGUCUGCCUCGACACCUCAACCUGGCGCCGGGGCAUCUGGAUCCCGGUCAGUUACGAGUUCCCGAGGUGCCGUGACUGGAUGGGCGAUGUCAGCUAGCGGGUAGCUUGGGUUCCUUGGGAGAGCCAAACAUUUGUAAUUUUUGUCCUGGAGAAAAGGGUUGCAUGAUUCGGCCGGCCGGCGG